AUUGAAGAAUACCCAGGCCACAACAGCACCAUACAGGGGGCACUGGAGGGCCUGGUGGUGUGGGACUCGGUCUUCUUCCACCGCAUCGCGCUCUGUGGAUACGAGUUUGAGCAAGCCUACGCCUUCUUCCCCCUCCUGCCCUUGCUAAUAAGGCUACUCACCACUGCCACUCCCUUCCGACUGCUGCUCCCCGUUCUCGGUGCUCGAGCCACCUUCGCCCUAGUCGGUCUACUCCUGUCUAACGCUGCGUUCGUUGCUGCUGCUUACUGUCUCUUCAGGCUGACUGCGUGUGUACUCGCUGACACACGCCUGGCCCUCCUCUCCUCCCUCCUCUUCUGCCUCACACCAGCCUCCACCUUCUACUCUGCCAUCUACUCUGAGAGCCUGUUCGCCCUGCUGUCGUUUGCGGCCAUGUGGCGCAUUAUAAGUGGUCGAUGGGUCUCCGCAUCCCUCCUGAUCGCCCUCUCAGCAGCUGCUCGCUCCAACGGCGUCCUGCACUCGGGCUUCUUCCUCUUCUCCCUGCUGCAGGCAGUGGGCCCUUUCCUCCUGCGAGUGCUGCCACAGAAGCUGCUGCACUUGCUGGUGCACCCAUUUCAGAAGCCCACCGAGAGGCAGAGAGACGUUGGGUCGCUAUUGGAAAGCAAGCGGCAACUGUUUCGCACCAGCCAGGUCCUCCCCAUCCUCUUCUCCACAGCCAUCUGCUGCCUCCUCUCCUUCUCCCUCUUCCUCUCCUUCCAAGCCUUCGCUGUCUCUCAGUUCUGCAUCCCCAACAGCCCCACCGCUGCCACCAUGCCCACGAACCGCGCUGUCCCUCCCUGGUGCUUGGACUGGGUUCCGUACGUGUACGGCUACGUGCAGCGCAAGUACUGGGACGUGGGUUUUCUCCGCUACUUUCAGCUGAAACAACUCCCCAACUUCCUUCUAGCAGCACCGACUCUCCUCCUCUCCCUCACUGCCCUCCUCUCCUUCGCUCUCACCCGCCCCUCCUCUUCCUCUCCCUCGGCCUCCUCUCCUCUCCCCCCGACCACCGCCGCCUCCUCUUUCUCCGGCCAAUGCCCGCAGGAAAGGGGGACGGGGGAGCGGAUAAGGGGAGGGGGGAGGGUAGCGGGAAGGGGAAGGGGAAGGAUAAGGGGAAGGGGAAAGAGAGGGAGAAGGGGAAGGAGAAGGGGAAGGGGGAACGGGGAGGUAGAAGAGAGGAGGGAGAGCAGGAGAGUGCGGCGGUAGUGGAAGAAGCGGAGGAAGGGGAGGCGGAAUGGGGAGGGGUUGACCCUAUGUGUGGAUGCACGGGGUUCUAUUCUGCUGCUGCUCUGCCAUUCCUUCUACAGCUGCUGUUCACGACAGCUGUUGCGACUCUAGUCAUGCACGUGCAGGUUGCUACUCGCUUUCUGUCCUCCUCACCUCCUCUCUACUGGUUCCUGGCCCAUCUUCUCACCACUGCAACUACGAAGCAAUCCCAGCCUGGAAGGCUCUCGUUGGUCAAGGGGAGUCAAAGAUGGGGAUUUUUUAUUUCAAGGGCAUGGAUUGGUGCAUCGCUAGGGUAUGCAAUGAUUGGUUCCUUGCUUUUCAUCAAUUUCUAUCCCUUCACCUGAGUUACUGUAGUUAUCUGUAAGCAAGCUUCUUUCUUGCAUGACAGUAAUGUACCACAUGCGAUUUUGGUGCACUGAUGGAAACAAGUUGCGUUGACAUGAG
Messenger RNA from Closterium sp. NIES-67, 1689 nucleotides. The record is from the annotation of a GenBank genome assembly. NCBI's taxonomy places the organism in Eukaryota, Viridiplantae, Streptophyta, Zygnematophyceae, Desmidiales, Closteriaceae.